This is a messenger RNA of Gopherus evgoodei (Goodes thornscrub tortoise), 2378 nucleotides long. RefSeq names its product ERCC excision repair 8, CSA ubiquitin ligase complex subunit (gene ERCC8). The transcript has 11 exons. Gene Ontology annotation, cellular component: nucleotide-excision repair complex; Cul4A-RING E3 ubiquitin ligase complex. Bases 159 to 1259 code for a protein of 366 amino acids. The record is from RefSeq and is a predicted model, not a curated record. NCBI's taxonomy places the organism in Eukaryota, Metazoa, Chordata, Testudines, Testudinidae. Gene Ontology annotation, molecular function: protein binding. Gene Ontology annotation, biological process: transcription-coupled nucleotide-excision repair; proteasome-mediated ubiquitin-dependent protein catabolic process; protein polyubiquitination.
CGGUCCCCUGUCUCAGUCUCGCCUGCUUAGAGGUGGGUUGCCGACUAUCCAAUAACCGCGCUCUGUAUUGGUCACGGUCGUUUCGCAUUGAGCCAAUCGGCGUCACCCUAUUUACAACAUGGCGGCGUUCUUGGGUCUGGUACUUGCUUGGUCCCGCCAUGUUGGCCUUCAUUUCAGCCCGCCAGGCCGGUCUCGACGAUCCGCUGCGGUUGCGCCGGGCUGAGUCCACCCGGAGGGUACUAAGCUUGGAGCUAAACAAAGAUAGAGAUGUGGAAAGAAUCCAUGGGAGUGGUGUUAACACCCUGGAUAUUGAACCUGUUGAAGGAAGAUACAUGUUAUCAGGUGGAUCAGAUGGUGUUAUUGUACUUUAUGACCUUGAAAACUUCAGCAGAAAACCAUGUUAUACAUGUAAAGCAAUUUGCUCUGUGGGCAGGAGCCAUCCUGAUGUACACAAGUUCAGCGUAGAGACAGUUCAAUGGUACCCUCGUGACACUGGCAUAUUUACAUCAAGCUCAUUUGAUAAAACAUUGAAAAUAUGGGAUACAAACACAUUACAACCUGCAGAUGUGUUUAAUUUUGAGGGAACAGUUUAUAGCCAUCAUAUGUCUCCAGUUGCUACCAAGCACUGCUUAAUAGCAGUUGGUACCAAAAGCCCCAAAGUACAGCUUUGUGACUUGAAGUCUGGAUCCUGUUCUCAAAUUCUGCAGGGUCACAGACAGGAAGUGCUGGCAGUGGCCUGGUCCCCGCGUUAUGAGUAUGUCUUGGCAACUGCAAGUGCUGACAGUAGAGUAAAACUCUGGGAUGUAAGGAGAGCAUCUGGAUGUCUGAUUACUCUUGAUCAGUACAAUGGAGAGAAGUCAAAAGCAUCCUCUGAAGCAGCAAACACUGCUCACAAUGGAAGAGUUAAUGGCUUAUGCUUUACAAGUGAUGGGCUUCAUCUUCUGACUAUUGGCACAGAUGACCGUAUGAGACUCUGGAAUAGUUCCAGUGGGGAAAACACACUGGUGAACUAUGGGAAAGUCUGUAAUGAAAGCAGAAAAGGACUUAAAUUCACCACCUCUACUGGCUGUGAUCCAGAAUUUGCAUUUGUACCAUAUGAUAGCACCAUUGCUGUUUAUACAAUCUACUCAGGAGAACUGAUAACUAUGCUUAGGGGACAUUAUAAUACUGUUGAUUGCUGUGUAUUUCAGACUAAUUUUCAGCAACACUUACAUCCAGCAUUUGAAGAUGGAUGGAGCAGCAGUGAUGAUGAAGGAUGAAUCUCAAUUAGCUGUUGAUAUAAAGCUGACAUUCAUGCACCAUGUUUGUGAAGAAAGGACUUUUUCUGCAGAAUUGAACAAGUAUUUGUCAUCAGCUUCUUUUGUAGAGUUGCUUAGAGCUCAGGCGUUCAGAAAUGAGAUUUUCUUAUAAAGUUACUUUCUUGUACUGUCUUAAUGUUUCCUCUGUGUUGUUACUAUAUUUUGAACUAGUAUUCUUUUAUUUCACCUGGCCUUCUCACUCUCUUCCCACCCACCCCCAAACUUUAGGCAAAGCAAUUUGUUAUAUUGUACCUAGUUGUUGAGCUGACUAUUAAGAAAAGCAAAAUUUCUGAUCAUCAGAUGCUAGUACAACCCAUCUCUCUUCUUGUGUCACUAAAAUAGUGAGGCCUGACGAUUCCUUCUAUUUUCAGGGACUCUAAAUUGGGCAGAUUGGGACAAGAUGAGUGUGGAGAGGAGCUAGGGUGUGUAAAUCCCAGUUCCUUUGUAUUAUCCCCAUUUUACAGAUGCCUCUCCAUGGGUGCAUUAUGGAAUCCAGCUUUCUCAAUUAGAAGGAAGCAAGGCUGGUAUUCUCUAUCUAGGUAUUUAUAUAGCCCCCAUCAAUUUAAUAUCUGACUCCAUCCCAGGUAUUUAAAAGUAGAAGCAAAGUACAUGGAAUAGGAUCUUACUGGUCCUUUUAACAUGAUCACAAGAUCAGUGGGCAUCCUCUGCUGCAUGAAACCCCCACAAGUGGAGGGGAAAAUUCAUGGAUAGCAGCAGGCAAACACUGAAUGGGGACUUGGCUUCUGUGACAGCCAAAGAGUCAGGAUGAGGAGGAGAAAGGGAAAGCUAGUGCUGAGUCACUGGGCCUCUGCCAGUGUGCUGUGACUUACGAGGUUGAACCUCCUGCAUGUUCUGGGUGCGCAAGACCAGCUCUCCCUUUCUUAUCAAGAUUAUUUAGAGGAAUCUCAGCAAGCUGAGAGUCUCCUGUCUCUGCUGGGUGUGUUUUUUCCCUCUUCAGUUAUAAUGUAGCCUUCUAGAUUUAACAAGUCUCAAUGUUAAAUCUGACUGAAACCUGGUGGAAUAGUACUCAUGACUGGAGCACGGGUAUUGAAGGCUAUGUGCUGUUUAGAAAAGACAAGA